Rhagoletis zephyria (snowberry fruit fly) is the source of this 441-nucleotide messenger RNA. RefSeq names its product natterin-3-like. Lineage: Eukaryota; Metazoa; Arthropoda; Insecta; Diptera; Tephritidae. The record is from RefSeq and is a predicted model, not a curated record.
AUGGCAGAGUGGCGUCAUGCAAGCUAUGGUUUCGUCCCAGACGAUGCAGUGGCCGGCGGACAUGAUGUCAACGGCGAAACUAUCUACGUUGGCCGUUGUCACAUGGAUGGUGAUUUGGUCCCAGGAAAGAUUGUUCCUAGUCACGGCGUGGUGUAUGUCCCCAUAAGUGGCGAAGAGAAAAACUCGAGUACCUACGAGUACCUUGUGCGUCCGAAUUAUGGCUCCCUCGAGUGGGUGCCCAGUGCUGACGGAGUUAUUCCAAGUGGUGCAGUUAAUGGAGGUCACACUUCCUCCCAGGAGCCCCUCUUCAUCGGUCGAGCUUACUACGAAGGCUCUUGGGUUAUCGGUAAAGUGCAUCAAACUCAUAGAGUUCUUUAUGUGCCCUUUGCCGGACGCGAGAGCGCUCUCAGCGAUUACGAAGUGUUGGUUAUUCGGUACUAA